Carassius carassius (crucian carp) is the source of this 1650-nucleotide messenger RNA. RefSeq names its product transcription factor MafG. NCBI's taxonomy places the organism in Eukaryota, Metazoa, Chordata, Actinopteri, Cypriniformes, Cyprinidae. Gene Ontology annotation, biological process: regulation of epidermal cell differentiation; regulation of transcription by RNA polymerase II. The record is from RefSeq and is a predicted model, not a curated record. Gene Ontology annotation, molecular function: RNA polymerase II cis-regulatory region sequence-specific DNA binding; DNA-binding transcription factor activity, RNA polymerase II-specific. The transcript is spliced from 4 exons. Gene Ontology annotation, cellular component: nucleus. The coding region runs from base 183 to 668 and encodes 161 amino acids.
AAACAUCAUAUGACGUCUGAUGAUUUCAGUACAAGAGAAAGCGAAUCCGAGCAACAAUAACACAUCUACACAUCGGAUUUCGCUCAAGCACACUUCCUCUACACACAUAUACACGCUCACACAGAAAGGCUUCUGUUAUAACAGACCUGUCGAGUGGGGCAGUGGAGAGUGGCUCUCGUGGUAUGACUACAAACAAGGGCAACAAAGCACUGAAGGUGAAGCGAGAGCCAGGUGAAAAUGGCACAAGUCUUACGGAUGACGAGCUGGUGUCUAUGUCUGUGCGGGAGCUGAACCAGCACUUGCGUGGUCUGUCAAAAGAUGAGAUCCUGCAGUUGAAACAGCGGCGGCGCACACUCAAAAACCGUGGCUAUGCCGCCAGCUGCCGCGUCAAACGUGUCACACAAAAGGAGGAGCUGGAGAAACAGAAGGCGGAGCUUCAGCGGGAGGUGGAGAAACUUGCCUCAGAAAAUGCUAGCAUGAGGGUGGAGCUUGAUGUGCUGCGCUCCAAAUAUGAAGCUCUCCAGAGUUUUGCCAGAACUGUGGCCCGCAGCCCUGUUGCCACUGCCAGGGGCCCUAUCACAUCUGUCAUAGGGCCCCUCAUACCAGGCAAAGUUGCUGCCACCAGUGUCAUCACCAUUGUCAAGUCCAAAACAGAAGCACAGUCAUAAUGCACAAACUAGGAACAUCUAACUACAUACAGUGCAAAGAUAUUUGAAAUAAGCUUCAUGAGACUCCUCUGUGAGAGAUGAUCAGGGUAAGUGAAAUGCACUAAUGAAAUGGGCUUAUUUUGAUAUGCUAUUCCCUGUUGUUAUUUCAGGACAUACAGUAUGUUUAGUGUAAUAUAAAAAUAAAAAGCACCAGAAGUACUUUGUCUUGUUGCACUGACUGAAAAUCAGCUGAAUCAGUGAAGUGAACAGAAUAUACAUAAUGUAUAUGACUUAUUCGCUCUAUAUACCAAGUUGUAAAGGGCUAAACAAAAAAAUUUGAUUUAUUCUCUGCAAAUCAUCCCCUUAAACAUCAAUUCUAAUAAAAGAUUUUCACUCUUAUACCCAAUAUUAUGCAUCAUAUUAUGUCUAUCAUUAUCAAAUUAAAUAUGUAAUAAGGAGGAUAACGUACAGAAGCAAAAUGAACCCCUUCAGUUGAUAAAAGUUCUAAUCCUGAUCACCUAGUGGAGCUUAUUUUACAGCGAUGAGCAGUAAUACGUGGCUAAAUAAUGAAGACCGCUUUCAUUUAUGGAUGAACUAUUCCUUUAAGGAGAAAUUAACGCAUUGAAACUGAUUCACUGUGACAAGAAUGCACUGCCCUUUUACCUCAACUCCGCCUCACAUUAUAGAUUCAAGACCAGAUUCUGAAAACCUUUCAACCCGCCAUCAGAAAGAGGUUUUGCAACAGUAAAAUAUGCAUCCCAAGUUUUAUAUAUAUAGGUUAUAUUCUUUCAAUGACUGGUAUAUUUUUAGCGCUUAUUGCUCGUAUAAUGCACUCAACACAUCCAAACAUCUUAUUUUCUACUUUUGAAAAGCAGCUUUUUGGAGCAUUUUUUCAUCAUACUUGUUUCGCACAGCACUUUGUGCACUCUGUGGUGUUUAAUGUAGUUCUUGGAUAAGUGCCACACUGUACCCUUAUGUGCACAUAAAUUGUUGAUAUUCUUGA